AAAUUGACAAAUCUUGAUAAUUUCUGGGUAAAUAUUUGAGAAUUUUGCACCCACUUGAUAAAAAAUCAAUGGAAAACACUAAUUUCAAUGUCCAAGAAAUGCCAUGAAAUAUUAGGCUAUAUACCAAGUGCAAGCUCAAAGAAAGCCAGGACGCAAAGGACGUAAACCUGGCAGAAAGCCCAUACUUCCCAUCUGUGGCUGCCCCACUAGUAUCAGCUUACAGGAAGCAUUCUGUCCCCCUCCCAAAAGCUGUAGUAAGUUCCCGAUGCUAUGCCCACUGGGAAAGAAGUGCUGUGCAACAUGUAAGACUGCCCCAGGGUCAUCACCAGUAAAGCACUGCCUAACACCAACAAAUCCAAACAAGCCAGGUAUAUGUCCAAAAGUGAUUCAAUCUGCGAGUGUCGCAGUUGAGCUAAUAGUGGCGCCAUUACCAGAAAAACGUGGACUUAUGGCAGCAUCCUCAAGCCGGUGUGGGAGACCAUGUAAAAAUGAUUGCGAUUGCGGAGGAAUUCAGAAAUGCUGUAAGGCGGGUAGCUGUGGAAUGAUUUGCAUGAACCCGGUCAAACCAAAAAACCCAAGGUUCAAAAUUAAGAAAUGCAAAGCAGUGAGUCUGGUUCCAACUAGAGGAAACCCUGGAUUCCCAGGGGCUCCAACUGACUUUGCAGUAGGAUUGGCAUGUUGCUGUAAUGGAGCAUGUCAAAGUUGUUGGGGCAAUUGCUGUACCAUCUCCUCCCCAAACUGUUUCCAAUGUGCCUAAAAGAGAGAGUGAUGUUACCUCACCCAGCCCCAAAUGAAGCAGGGAAGGGAUUCUUCGUACAAGAUCUUUAUGAACAUUUUAAUAACAUUAUAACUUUUUAAUUCAAGCAUUGUUUUUUAUGUUCCUGAUCUCCAACUCCCACUACUUUGUUUCCAGGAAAUGUGAGAUGUCUAUAGGUGGAGAUCUACAAGGAAUUUAAUUUAAAAACAUAACAAUGUUAUGUAGGCCUAUUAAAGAGCAAAACAAUAAAUAUCUAAUACCAAA
Messenger RNA from Owenia fusiformis, 1021 nucleotides. Lineage: Eukaryota; Metazoa; Annelida; Polychaeta; Sabellida; Oweniidae. The record is from the annotation of a GenBank genome assembly.